AUGAAGAGCUUGAGGAGGGAUAUCUCUUCAAACCCGCAAGCUGCCAAUGUUACGAGCAAAGUAUUCGUGAGGUCCACGAAAAGUGGGAAGGUGCAAAAGAUUGUUCGAGAGCUUUAUUUGAGACAAGACAUUCCUUGUUCCUCGAAACUCUGCUCAAUAUGCCCUUCAAUCGCCCCGGCUGAUGCCAAUGGAAACAUCGCGCCAUUCGUCCUCUCCGAUCGUCCCGCUGGCACGAAGGCCUUCCCCCGUGGCCACUAUCUUGUCCCCGAUACAAAUGCGCUACUCAAUGGAAUGGAUCUCUUUGAGCACACCGGCGCCUUCUACGAUGUCGUCAUCCUGCAGACUGUCCUUGAGGAGCUCCGAAACCAGUCACUACCUCUCUAUAACCGCCUUCUUUCCCUCAUUAAGACUGACGAGAAGCGCUUUUAUCUCUUCUUCAAUGAGUUUCGCAUGGAGACGCAUGUGCGCCGAGGUCCGCAGGAGUCGAUCAACGAUCGGAACGAUCGAGCCGUGCGCACCGUGGCAAUCUGGUACGGCGAGCAUCUCCGAGAGUCUGCAGCAAAGAAGGGCAAGAAGGAGAAGUCCGUUCCUGCGAUUGUUGUCAUUACCGAUGACAAGGGGAACCUCCGCAAAGCGAAGGAAGAGAAUGUCACAGCCUUGUCGUUGUCAGACUAUGUGGCCGGCUUGGAAGAUUCGGAGAAGCUGCUGGACAUGAUCAGUGAGGCCAGAGAAGCGCGUGACACGAAGGGUGCCCGCGGAGAACUGUUCUACCCCGAGUAUUAUUCGAUGUCAAAAAUGAUGACUGGUUUGCGGGCUGGAAAUUUGCACCAGGGAGUGUUCAAUGUUUCGCCCUACAACUACCUCGAAGGCUCAGUCAAAGUUCCAUCCUUUGAUAAGCCACUUCUCAUUCUCGGCCGUGAUAACAGCAACCGUGCGAUUGCGGGUGAUGUUGUUGUGAUUGAAGUCCUGCCCCAAGAUCAGUGGAAAUCUCCUUCGACAAAGAUCAUGGACGAGGAAGCAGUGACUCGUAAUGACAACCCUGAAUCCGAGGAGGCGGAAGCCGUCGUUACGGAUAGAGAGCGCAAAGCUCUUCAAGACGAAGUCAAGAAAGCCCACAGCAAUCGCGCCGAAGGCAAGCCGCAGCCAACCGCUCAUGUUGUCGGAGUCAUCAAGCGUGGCUGGCGGCAGUACGUUGGUCAUGUGGAUUCCGGCUCAACUGGUUCUCAGGCUGCUUCCGGUCGCAGACAACAAACCGUCUUCCUCUUGCCCAUGGACAAACGAGUACCGAAGAUCCGAGUUCGCACCAGACAGGCCAACGAAUUGCUCGGCCAGCGCAUUCUUGUCACCAUUGACGCUUGGGAUCGGGAUUCUCGUUAUCCUACUGGUCAUUUCAUUCGUUCUCUGGGUGAGUUGGAAACGAAAGGAGCAGAAACGGAGGCUCUUCUAUUAGAGUAUGACGUACAGUACAAGCCCUUCCCCAAGUCGGUUCUGGACUGUCUGCCAGCAGAAGGACACGAUUGGAAGGUCCCCGUCUCAAAGGAAGACAAGGGCUGGAAGGGCCGACGAGACCUGCGCGAUUUGGUCGUCUGCAGUAUCGAUCCUCCGGGAUGUCAGGAUAUUGACGACGCUCUCCACGCACGCCUUUUGCCGAACGGAAACUUCGAAGUUGGCGUCCACAUUGCAGACGUGUCGCACUUUGUCAAGCCCAAUAACCCCAUGGACCUUGAAGCCAGUGUCCGCGGUACCACGGUGUAUCUCGUCGACAAGCGUAUUGACAUGCUUCCCCACCUCCUUGGCACAGAUUUGUGCUCUUUGAAACCAUACGUGGAGCGCUAUGCCUUCUCUGUUAUCUGGGAGUUGACACCCAACGGAGAGAUCGUGUCUUCAGAUUUCACCAAGUCUGUCAUUCGCUCGCGUGAAGCAUUCAGCUACGAGCAGGCCCAGCUUCGCAUUGAUGACCCCUCGCAAAAAGACGAGUUGACUGAGAGCAUGCGACACCUCUUGCACUUCUCCAAGAUUUUUAAGCAAAAACGUUACGAUGCCGGUGCUUUGAACCUUGCCUCUCCUGAAGUCCGUAUCGAGGCCGGCGACGAAGCUGGCGAUCCUCUAACGGACGUCAAGACUAAGGCCAUGCUCGCCACCAACAGCCUGGUCGAAGAAUUCAUGCUUCUCGCCAACAUCUCCGUCGCUUCUAAAAUUUUCCAGUCUUUCUCGCAAACCGCCUUGCUACGACGACACGCCACUCCCCCACCCCAGAAUUUCGAAGACCUCAUCAACCAGCUGUCGAAGAAGCGUAACAUGGAACUAGAUGUCUCCAGCUCUGGAGCCCUCGCCAAAUCUCUGGACCGCUGCGUUGACCCCAAGAACCCCUUCUUCAACACCCUAGUUCGCAUCCUGGCAACCCGAUGCAUGACCUCCGCGGAAUACUUCUGCGCUGGCGCCCAUGCCGAGCCUGAAUUCCGCCACUAUGGUCUUGCAUCCCCUGAUUUACACUCACUUCACCUCGCCCAUUCGUCGGAAGGCCAUGCCGUCGCCGAAGGCGUCAGCACUCGCGGCAAGCUGGAAGAUAUCUGCCGUAACAUCAACUUCCGACACCGCAACGCACAGUUUGCCGGCCGCGCCAGUAUUGAGUAUUACGUUGGCCAGGCACUCAAGGCCCGUGGUGAGAAGAUGGCCGGAGGUGGUGAGAACAGCGGUGUUGACGAAGAGGGCUACGUCAUGCGAGUUUUCGAGAAUGGCGUUGUUGUCUUCGUGCCGCGCUUUGGAAUUGAGGGUGUCGUUCGACUAGAAGACUUCGUGCUUCCUGGUGAGUCGGGUGUCUACUCGGUCGCUGAGAGACGAGAGCUCGCCGUCCACCGCACCACCGAGUUUGAUAACGAGGAGUAUACCCUGCGUGUGGAGGAGAAGGGCCACCCGGAGAAGGAGCGCAGUGUCACUGUGGAGCUCUUCCAGAGGGUGCAAGUCAAUGUCAGCUCUGUCAAGGAAGAGGGUCGGGGUGCCGGAAAACGGAGAGUUCGUAUUCUUAUUACGGGCACAACCGACAAAUAA
Molecule: messenger RNA, 3048 nt
Organism: Penicillium maclennaniae
Lineage: Eukaryota; Fungi; Ascomycota; Eurotiomycetes; Eurotiales; Aspergillaceae
Product: exosome catalytic subunit DIS3
Exons: 3
Coding region: 1-3048 (1015 amino acids)
Biological process (GO): rRNA catabolic process
Cellular component (GO): cytoplasmic exosome (RNase complex); nuclear exosome (RNase complex)
Molecular function (GO): RNA binding; 3'-5'-RNA exonuclease activity; endonuclease activity
Source: RefSeq, a predicted model, not a curated record